GAUGAAUGUCUCCACUCUGUGCAGCUCGAGCUCGAGGCCGUGGGAAAGCAGAUUCGCGACCUGGAGGUGAGGCAGGCCCAGCUGAGAGAGCGGAGAACCGCGCUGGAAUCAUCCCGGGCUGACGCUCACAAGUCCGGGGUAAGUAUACAGCGAUCUGUUAACAGUCCCACCACGUCUACUCCGUGUGUUUCUCUGCACAGGCCCGGUGCACCCAGGACGCGAUCUUCCCAGAUGUCCUUCACUGCGACGCCGGGACACCACGGACCCUGGGUGCAUCCACAGCGGAGGACGCGAGCCGGGUCCCGGGCGACGACUUCUCCCCCUCCUGCCUUCGACAUCUCCAUCCGGAACCGCUUCGCUCCCCUCCGCGAGACAGGACGCGACGCUGUGAUCAUCGGAGACUCCAUCGUCCGACACGUAAGUGCUACGUUAGCCGAAGGUAAAGUGCACACUCAUUGUUUGCCUGGUGCUCGUGUUCUCGAUGUUUCUGCGCAGAUACCCGUGAUCCUGAAGGUCGACGAGAGCCCCAGAGCGGUCGUGCUUCACGCCGGGGUUAACGACACCACGCUGCGGCAGACGGAGACGCUGAAGAGGGACUUCAGCAGCCUGAUCGAGACGGUUCGCAGCACGACGCCCGCGGCGACGAUCGUCGUGUCAGGACCACUGCCCACGUAUCGACGAGGACACGAAAGGUUCAGUAGACUUUUUGCUUUAAAUGAAUGGUUGUUGUCAUGGUGUAAAGAACAGAAACUGCUAUUUGUUAAUAACUGGAAUCUUUUCUGGGAGCGUCCUAGGCUGUUUCGCGCUGAUGGAUUACACCCCAGCAGAAUCGGAGCUGAGCUGCUCUCUGACAACAUCUCCAGGACACUUCGCUCCAUGUGACUAGAUUUACACAAGCUCCAGUCUGGAUCCAGAACACCUGAGAAGAGAUGAUGCUGACCCUCAGAGGACCUCAGAUGAUGCUAACCUUGAAUCAACAAACAGAACUAACAAUUAUUGCUACAUGUGUGACUGCAUCAUAUAAUUACUAUUAAUUAAUAAUAUUGAUAGUUCAUCAUCUAGCUGACUACGUCUUGUAUUAUUAUUAUUUUUUUUAUUUUUCUAAAAUCCUGUCAAACGUGCACAAACUACUAGCUACUACUAAAUAUUGUAGAAACAUAAUUUUCUGUAAAGUUGCUUUGUAACGAUUUGUAUUGUAAAAAGCGCUAUACAAAUAAACUUGAAUUGAAUUGA
Molecule: messenger RNA, 1233 nt
Organism: Carassius carassius (crucian carp)
Lineage: Eukaryota; Metazoa; Chordata; Actinopteri; Cypriniformes; Cyprinidae
Exons: 2
Coding region: 232-882 (216 amino acids)
Source: RefSeq, a predicted model, not a curated record